UUUUACCUCAGCAGUGUUCGUCGUCAGUCAGAGCGCAUGCGCGUGGAGCACACUGUUGGCGGCCUUAGAAGCGCUUCGUUGGUGUUUCCAGCGCCUCCAUCUUGCCGCCAUCAUGGCGUACCGCGGCCAAGGCCAGAAAGUGCAGAAGGUGAUGGUGCAGCCCAUCAAUCUCAUCUUCAGAUACCUACAGAAUAGGUCCAGAAUUCAGGUCUGGUUGUAUGAACAAGUUAACAUGCGGAUAGAAGGCUGCAUUAUUGGGUUUGAUGAAUAUAUGAACCUGGUACUGGAUGAUGCAGAAGAAAUUCAUUCCAAGACGAAAUCAAGGAAACAGCUGGGUCGAAUCAUGUUGAAGGGGGACAAUAUUACUCUUCUACAAAGUGUUUCUAACUAGAAGUUGCUAUCCAGUGUUUAUUAUUUGAACCUGUUGACCCUCAGAAGAAAAAAUGUUAUUAAUGCUGUCACUUAAAAUUUCUACUUUGCUGUUUUGAGAAGAGAGAGAAGAAUGAAGCUAGUUACUUAAUUCAUCUUAUCAUUUUGGGUAGCUUUUUUACAUUGGUGGAGACUUGUAGUUCUUUAUAAAUAAACGUUUUUGUUAAUAUA
This is a messenger RNA of Sceloporus undulatus (fence lizard), 600 nucleotides long. RefSeq names its product small nuclear ribonucleoprotein polypeptide E (gene SNRPE). Gene Ontology annotation, biological process: mRNA splicing, via spliceosome; spliceosomal snRNP assembly. Gene Ontology annotation, molecular function: RNA binding. The coding region runs from base 113 to 391 and encodes 92 amino acids. The record is from RefSeq and is a predicted model, not a curated record. The transcript has 5 exons. NCBI's taxonomy places the organism in Eukaryota, Metazoa, Chordata, Lepidosauria, Squamata, Phrynosomatidae. Gene Ontology annotation, cellular component: precatalytic spliceosome; U1 snRNP; U4/U6 x U5 tri-snRNP complex.